AUGACCGAUAUGCCUUCGAUUCCCAAGAACCAGCUCGUGUCGCAGCUCGACGAGGCCCGGACCCUCGGAAACCUGACCCUGGUGCCCUCGCUGGUCCAAAAGAUCCACCACGAAUGUCCGGAAUAUGGAGGAAUUGCUACAGUGGCUCUGGAAGACACUAACCUGGUGACCCUGUUCCUCGACUACAACGUGUCCGACUACCUGUCUCCCACAUCGGCAAUCCCCGUCGAGAAGCUCCAGGCCAUUCAAACCACCCUCCAGAAUGUCGACACCUCCAACUUUGACACUGAGGAAACAUUCUUCUACAAUCUGGCUCUCGCACACACAGACUUGUUGCUCCGAGAACCCAAGGAGGUUGUGCAGUUGCUUAACGACAUUAGCGAAAUCGACGCCAUUCCCUCUUUCCGAUACCACUACACAGAUAUUGGACUUGUGAGACGGGCCGCCAUUCUGGGAACUGCCUUUGAGGUGCUCGGUGAAAUUGACCAGGCCAUCUCCGUCUACGCCUCCACGUCACAUCUCAUCAACGACUCAAUUGGAAACUCCCCUGAGGCGCUGGUGUGGGCUGAGCGGCUUUACUACCGAAACUCGAUCCUGUGCGCGUCCCAGCUGCCCGCCAACCAGGACUGGGCCCUGGACUCGCUCAGAUCGUACGGCCGAAUCACAGAUAUGUUGUCCAGGAGCAAACUUUCGACCAAGCUGUCAGCCGGCGAUCUGCACCAGCGACAGUUAAACCAGCUUCACACCCAUCUGCUGAUCCUCAAUGGUAUCCAGCGAGAGUCGGGCCCCAACCCUGAGCUGGCCAAGGAGUCCAAGGAAACUCUACAGAACUUUGAGAAGCUGCUAGACUCCCAGUCCACAACCUCCGGAGGUAUCCCCAAGGCCACCGACUCCAACGCCGCCAUCGAGGGCUACACAGAUAUGCUUGUUGCCAAUUGGCGAGUGUCCAACCAGUUCAACCCCACAACCGGCCGAGUUAUUGGAGACCCUGUCAGCACUCUCAAGAUGCUCGAAUCGGUGAGACGAGGCAUCGAGAAGACAUACCACUCGCGAGUGCUCAUGCGAUCGCUGGUGGCCAUUCUCGCAGCUCUUGGACACGACAGAGAGGCUCUUGCUUCUUUCGAGGUCUUCAUGGACUACGAGGAGCACGCCCGAAUCAAAAAUGAGGCCGGCGCCCAUGAGGACAUUGACGAUUUCUCCAUUAUCGAGGCCUUCAGUGAUGCGCUCAGAAUCCAGACUAACGUUUACAAGGAUGGAAACGCUGCUAAGAAGACUGCCGACAGGCUGUUGGAGUGGUUGUCUCCCGCAUUUCACCACAGAUCGCAGCACUCGCAGCGAGCAUACGGACGAGCUGACUACGCUAUUGGCCGAGCCUACUCCCUGUACGCCCUGUCCGCCGCCACCGAGACUGAGGACCGAGAAAAGCACGUGGCUCUGGCCUGCAAAUCCUUCCAGCGAGCUGUUCAGGGUCUCCCGGCCGCCGAGCCGGCAUUUGACUACGCAUAUCUGCUUGCCAAGACUCGUCAAACCGUGCCUGCCAUUGAAGUGCUGCGAAACUCGCUGGCUGUCAACCUGGACCAUGUUGAGUCGUGGCAUCUGCUUGCUCUGCUUCUGUCUGCCGUUGGAGACUACCAGGCUGCUAUCCAGGUGGCUGUUGGAACUCUGGACCGAUUCUCUUCUCCCUCUUCCAACUCUCUCAAGGAGAAGCUCAUUGAGCUCAAGAUGACCGAGAUUGCGAUUCGAGAGGCCGACCAGGGUCUCGAUGCAAUUCUGCCUCUGCUCAAGGACGUGUUUGCUCUGUUCGGAGCUUACUUUGGAGCUGCUCCUACCCCUGGACACAAACAGAAGCCUUCUACUGCUACCCAGGCCACUGCCCCCUCCGUGUCGCCUACACACCAGAGCUCUUCUUCCACCGGUAGACGGUUCUCCAAGGUGUUGCGACGAAAGAAGAAGGAAGAGCCUGCUGCUGCCGCUCACCAAAAUGGUCAUCAACAUAGUGCUCCAGUUGCUCCUACCUCUGCUGGCAGCUCAUCUGUGCCUGCUGGCUUCCCCACAUUACUCCACCGAAUUCUUUGGUUGUGGGCUGCUGCCAUUUAUCGACGUGCCGGUCUCGUCCACGAAAGUGAGCAGGCCAUCGUGCAGGCCGAGUCAGUUGAUGGGCCCACUGCCUCUACGCGAAUCCAGCUCUCUCUGCUCAUGAAGGUGGCAUUGCGACCGCAGCAGGCUCUUGACGAGGUGGAGAACGCUCUGGACACUCGACCUGACUCUCUGGCAAGUGCUAUUGCCCUGUCCAACGUUAUCAUUGAUGCGAUAGAUCCUGACGACCAGGCUAGCAACAUUGAGCCCAAGAAGCCUGAACUUGAUGAGUCUAUCAACGGAGGCACUGAGAACGGUUUCAGUGGAGCUGUGACCCCUGCUACCCCCUCCAUUGCGAAGAAGCCUACUCAGGCUCUUGCUACAGAAAAGAAGAUCGAGAAGCCCACCACUUCGCUGUUCAUUUCUGACAGAGACGAACGAGCUGCUCUGGCUCGUGUCACCUCUGUGCUUGAGUCUGUAACUCGAACCGGCAACGGAUUUGACUGUGCUGAGGCCUGGUGGCUGCUGUCUCGAGCUUAUGAGAUUCAGGGCAACAUGGAGUGUAUUCGGGACGCUCUGUGGCAGAGUGUAAAGUAUGAGGAGGCACGACCCGUUCGAAACUACUCCGUCUGUAUCUAG
Molecule: messenger RNA, 2715 nt
Organism: Yarrowia lipolytica CLIB122
Lineage: Eukaryota; Fungi; Ascomycota; Dipodascomycetes; Dipodascales
Molecular function (GO): protein binding
Source: RefSeq, a predicted model, not a curated record